Messenger RNA from Tachyglossus aculeatus (Australian echidna), 876 nucleotides. Its product is annotated as proteoglycan 4-like. NCBI's taxonomy places the organism in Eukaryota, Metazoa, Chordata, Mammalia, Monotremata, Tachyglossidae. The record is from RefSeq and is a predicted model, not a curated record. The transcript has 7 exons. The coding region runs from base 1 to 876 and encodes 291 amino acids.
AUGGGACCCAAGUCGCCCGGCUCCCAGCCCCGAGCGGCUUCCGGUGGCCGCGGUUGCCCGGAUGACGGCGGCGCCGGGGCACGCUGCCCUCUGGUGGCCGCCCUCGGCACGGCCGUGCAGUCCGUCGCGCGGCUGGAGCGCCUCCUGUCGGCAAAGCACCGGCCUGCCCAGGUCUCCCCCAUCCUAAAAAAACCCGCCCUCGCCCCCCGGGGUCCCUCCGGUUACGGCCCCGUCUCCCUCCUGUCCUUCCUCUCCGAACUGCCGGAAGGGGAGGAGGGUCCCGUUGGGCCCGGCCCCCCACCCCGCUAUAAAGCGGCCCCGUCGGGCCCGCUCGCCACAGUCUCCUCCCUCUCCCGCCGACAGCCGCACGCUGACCCCCGCCGCCCCCAGACCCUCCAACUCCAACCCCCGAGAGCCCCCAGACCCCCAAAUCCGACCCUGGGCACCCCCAGGCCCAGCCCCACCAACCCCCAGACCCCUGAACCCCGAGAAUCCCUAGGCCCUGAGGGUCCCCUGACCCCAAGGCUCCCUCCCACCGCCCCCAGACUCCAAAACCCGCCUACCCCAAAACCCGCCUGUCAGCACCCCCAGGCCCAGCCCCACCGCCCCCAGACCCCUGAACCCCGAGAAUCCCUAGGCCCUGAGGGCCCUCUGACCCCAAGCCUCCCUCCCACCGCCCCCAGACCCCCAAAUCCGACCACCCCUGAACCCCGAGAGCCCCUAGGCCCUGAGGGCCCCCUGACCCCAAGCCUCCCUCCCACCGCCCCCAGACCCCCAAAUCCGACCCUGGGCACCCCCAGACCCCCAAAUCCGACCCUGGGCACCCCCAGGCCCAGCCCCACCUCCCUCAGACCCCUGAACCCCGAGAGUCCCUAG